Messenger RNA from Penicillium taxi, 1059 nucleotides. Its product is annotated as Gfo/Idh/MocA family protein. The record is from RefSeq and is a predicted model, not a curated record. NCBI's taxonomy places the organism in Eukaryota, Fungi, Ascomycota, Eurotiomycetes, Eurotiales, Aspergillaceae. Bases 1 to 1059 code for a protein of 352 amino acids. Gene Ontology annotation, molecular function: nucleotide binding. The transcript has a single exon.
AUGAUCUCCUCUUGGUUUGUUGGAGAUCUAGUGCUCGAACGGGAUGAUGCGAAAGUGAAACAUGUCAUUCAUGCAAUCGGCACCUCGAGCCAUGAACGAGGCAAGGAGUUUAAAGCAAAGCAUUGUCCAAAUCAGAACCCAAUAAUCUACAAUUCCUAUGAGGGUGUUUAUAACGAUAAAGAUGUCGACAUUGUAUACAUUGGCACACCGCAUGCCUUCCAUUAUCGCGAUUCUAUGGCUGCCAUUACCGCCGGCAAGAACGUCCUUUGCGAAAAGGCAUUUACAAUGAAUGCCUCUCAGGCAAAGGAGCUAAUCAAAGCCGCCAAAGAAAAAAAUGUCUAUAUUUCCGAGGCUAUGUGGCUACGUCACCGACCUCUAGUCCGCGAGCUGGUGCGGGUUCUUCAUGAAGAAAAGGCAAUUGGAAAUAUCCUUCGGGCAUUCACCGACUUCUCAUCUGGCGUUGGGGAUAUCGCUUCAUUGCCCCCGGAUUCCAGAUACCGUGAUCUUGCACUUGGGGCCGGAGCGUUGCUUGAUAUUGGCGUCUAUGUUCUGACUUGGAUCACUCUCGCACUGAGAGGAGAUGCGUCUGCAGAAAUUGAAAUACCACAAAUUAUGGCAAGCCAGAUCCAUGAGGAAGGUAUCGAGAUAACAACAAGUGCAGUGCUUCACUAUCCUUCGACAGGCCGCCAUGGUAUUGCAACUUGUACCACUAAAGAGCUUGGUCGUCCCGGUGAGAUUUUCGCAGUUAUCUACGGUACUGAAGGCUGCGUCGAGGUUGAGGGAAGGGCACCUUCCAUACCUGAGUCCUUUACUGUAUGGCCAAAGCAACUGUCUGGAGAAUCGGAUCGAUGCCAAUUCCCGCGAGAAAAGUAUAAGGGGAAAAGAUACGAUUUUACAACCCCGGGUCGAGGCUUCACAUAUGAGGCGGAUAAUGUGGCACUCGAUGUUCUGGAGGGGCGAAAGGAGAGCCGUAUUAUACCAUGGGCUGAGACAGUCCAUGUUAUGGAAAUCAUGGAUGAGAUCAGACGUCAGGGCGGGACUGUCUACCCUGGGGAGUGA